AUGCGUGUGGUCCACCUGGGAAUGCGGCGCCUGGAUGCACGAGAGCUUUCUGUCGCGCCUGGAGGACGGCACGGCGUGCGCCUACGACUUCGGGUGGCACGACUUCCACGCCUCGGGGCACGGGACCUUCGACGGCGAUCGCUUCCUUCCGCUGCCACACACCAGAUGGAGCAUCAACCUGAUCGCCUUCAAGGCGGAGGAGACGUGGCGGACGCGGUGCCGGAGGAUCUGGCUGAGGACGACGAGAAGGAGCUCUCGGUGGUGCAUCCUGCCAGGCUAGAGAAGCGGUCCUGCGCCGUGGGCUCCGCGCUGGCGGCGCAUUUCUCGUACUCGCGGCAAGAAGAUGGGCUUGUUGAGUACACAAAUCUGCUGGAGAGGUACCGCCAGCUCAGCUCUGCGCUGGCGCCGUGUGAGAUGCAGCUCGCGGCGCCUCAAGUGGCCGCCGGCUCGCUCGGAGAGCCCAGCCUUGAGACCUGCGAUCCGCGGCGGAUCGCACGCCGUUCAGGCAGCGAGUUCGCGGGCCGGCGCGGCGGUCGCGCUGGGCUCGGGCCCCGAGACGGGCCGUUGGCGAAGCAUUGCGGCGCCGCCGCGGGCGUGCUUGGCUCCGCGAGGGGAAGAGCGCACCGCAGAAGUCGGCAGGUGAUGAGAGCAGAAGCGGAUCGCUCCUACUUGAACGUCACCGGCUUCCCCUUCCCCUUGGGCCCCAUCUUCGCGCGGAGAACCGUCCGCAGGCAGAUCGGCGAGGGCAUGUGGUCCUUUGAACAGGAGCAAAAGCUCGCGAACAUCGCCGUGAACGUGCGGAUGACGGUGAUCAAGCUGCAGGAUGGAAGUCUGUGGGUGCACAACCCAAUUGCGCCCACCGCCGAGUGUUUGGCCUUGCUGAGGGAGCUGAGCCUUCCGGUGAAGUACAUCGUGCUUGGCAGCGCCCAGUACGAGCACAAGAUCUUCGUGGCGCCUUUUGCCAGGAGAUAUCCCGAGGCGGAGGUCUUCACAGUUCCGCAGCAGUGGAGCUGGCCGCUGGAUCUGCCCUCCGUCUUCUACGGGAUCUUCUCCGCGGGAGACCUGAAGGACGGGGACAAGGAGGCUCCUUGGUCCUCGGAGAUCGAGCAGCGGCUGCUGUGCCCUCAGAACCGCCUGGGCUUUGGCUACAGCGCCUCCGAAUGCGCCUUCUUCCACAAGAGGUCGAAGACGCUGAUUUGCACGGACGCCUUGGUGUACGUGCCGGAGGAGCCGCCCUCCGUGUUGGACACCGAGGAGCUCACAGACUUGGGGAAGACCAAGGGGAACUUCGUCCUGGAUCUCGUGGCACUGGUGAACUGGCGCGGCGCGGGAGAUGAUAUCCGACGAGCCAUGCAGGACGAGGGCUCCGGCCCGAAACCGUCGCAAGCGGAGCUGCUGAGGAAGGGCUGGCAGCGCGACGCGCUGCUGUCCUUGUACUUUGGCCCAGAUGGCCAGAGCAUCAUCGACCCAUCACAGGCCUUCCGAGCCAUUGCGGGCCGGUGGAUCGUGGGGCCGGUGUGCUACUCCCUGGUCUACGGGGGGCGGAUUCGGAAGGAAGUGAAGGAGUGGUCUGAGCGAUUAUGCGACUGGGACAUCCAGCAGAUCCUGCCUUGUCACUUCGCCGGGCCGGUGGGCGGCAACCGGGAUGACAUCCGUCGAGCCUUCGAGGUACUCGAGGAGAACGCCGAGGCGACCAAGGAGCCCGAGUUCGCGCUCCCGUGGCCUUUCCCACAGCCGGUGCGAUAUCCCGCCCAGGAUUUGAAGCUCCUGACGGACAUCCGCGGCGCCUUGCAGACGCUGGACGAGCUAUCGCGGCUGCAGGCGGUGCGCAGCAGCCGGCGCACCCGCCGGGGGCGCGAGGGCAUGCAGUCGAUCAGUUUGGUGGGCUACACCAAUGUCGGCAAGAGUGCCAUUGUGAAUCGCCUGGCCGGCUCUGACUUGCUGGUGAAGGAUGGGGUCUUCGUGACUUUGGACAUUGCUGCCCGCCGGAUCAAGCUGCCCUCAGGGGGUGAGUGCCACAUCCUCGACUCGGUCGGCUUCAUUAAGGACCUCCCGCUGGAACUCUGCGAGGCCUUCCGCGCCACGGUGCAGGAGCUUCAGGAGGCAGACGUGGUGCUGCACGUGCGCGACAUGGCCCACCCCUCCCGUCAGGAGCAAUGGAAGAUCGUGCGGCAGGUGCUUCAAGAAACAGAGAUCGACCCCGACCGCAUCAUGGAGGUGUGGAACAAGACUGACCUGCUGACCGAGAAAGAGGUGCGGCAUCUCUUCUACAUCCAUCAGAAGCAGGAUUCCACGCCAGUCCAGUGGGUGAGCGCGUUGACCGGCGCCGGGUUCCCAGAGCUCCUCGAAUCACUGGAGAAGAAGCUCCAGGGCCACGCGGUGCGGCUGGUGCCUGGUCGCAACACGGCGGCAGCACUGGAGGUGCCUGCCAAGGGCGCCCAGAAAGUCCGGAUUCCACAUGGUCUAUCGCCGGGGGAGGCCGCUGAGAUGUGGGCCUUCCUGCAUGGGAACUGUUCGGUUGUGGAGGAAUCGAUCUCCUCCUGCAAGGACAGCGGGGACCUGGUGCUGGAGGUGAAGAUGGACCACGCCGCGAGGUCCAAGUUUCUGAAGCGCUUUGGCGGCGCCUGGCUGCUCUCGCGCGAAAGCGGCUGUGAGCGCGUGGCUUUCCGCCUGGAGCCGCGGACCCGGCGACGAAGGGCGACGAAGGAUGACGCGAAGGACGGGCUGAAGGACUAUGACCUCAGAGCAUCAGAGUGCUGGACAGCUCGGCUCCAUGGCAUCUUGGAGUCAGAUGCCAGAGUCGCUAUGUUCGCCGCGCUCCUGGCCGCGGCUUCCGCCGCGUCCGCCGCGUCCGCCGCGUCCGCCGCGUCCGCCGCGCGCUGCGGCGGAGCUGAGCCGCAGCUGGGGCUCCGGGAGGGUUUGGCCGCGGCGGACCUAGGGAACUGCAAGGUGGCCUGGGCCACCGCCCAGCAGAUCCCGCGGGCGCUGGCCAGCGCGGACUUCGUGCUGAGCGACGACUUGGGCGCCAUACCUUUCGCGGCGAACACGGGGCGCCUGGCCUUCUUGGAGAGAAUGCAUCCCAUGCCCCAGCUGACGGGCGAUGCGCUGGACGGGGUGAUCGCAGGCAAGAACCAUCUGCUCUCGGUGCUGCUCCCAAACUCGACCUGGGACGACCAGAUACGGCACAUCGCGGACCAGGCGCGCUGGCUGGUGCCGGAGCACACCUACGUGGACGAUGGCCUGGCGGAGACUUAUGGCGAGGCCUUCCGAAAGUACAGGUUCAGCCUUAUUGUCGACGAUGAGGAGCAUACGGUCUCGCAGGCCUUCAUCCAUUGCAUGGGCUGGGCCAGCAUCCCGAUCUUCAACGGCUUUUCCCAUUUGGUGGCGAUGCUGCCGCGGAUCAUCCUGCCCUGGGACAAAUCUAACUUCCGUCUGGAGUAUUUGCUCUCCUUCCUGCCGGGCAUCAACGAGGACAUUGGCACGCUCUGGCAGCAGCACCGGAUGGUACAAGACCAACUUUUGUACAGAUACUCUGGCACCUUCCAGGACGCCUUUCGGGCCUCGACCUGCGCCCUUUGCGCGCACCAUGAAGAACGGGAGGAGGUGCCGCUGGUCUUCGUGGGCGUAUACUCGGCGGCCCAGAACUCCGCCAAGCGGUCGGCGGUUCGAAAGACCUGGGGACGGCUGAUGGUGUCCUUGGGUUAUCAGGUUCGCUUCUUCUUGGGCAAGGCGGAGGGCGUGCAAGCGGAGAUCCAGAGGCACCAGGACUUGGUCUUGCUGGAUGUUGAAGAGGGAUACAAGUGGAACUCGCUCAAGGGCUUGCGCUUCUUGGAGUGGUGUUCCCGCAACGUGCUGGCCCGGUUCCUGGUCAAGGCAGACGACGACGUCUUUCUGCGCCCCCUGCCGCUGUUGGCGUUGCUGGAACGAAGGCCCUUUUUCGGCUACGUAUGGGGUUACUUCGACUACCUCAGCCCUGUGCCACGCGAGGAGGGCCAUGACUUCUACAACUCCGAGGAGGUGUAUCCCUUCGAGGCCUUCCCCCCCUACGCGCGGGGGCUGCUGCGUGUGCUCUCCAUGGACGUGGUGGCGGCCCUCGCGGAGAUCUCCGAUGCCCGCGAGGACCUGCGCACGGUCUUUGGGGAUGACCCCAACUUCGGGGUUCACCUCCGGUACUUGGCCCGCGAGAAGAAGAUGCGGCUGGCGCUGGACGACCGGGACUCCUACCGCGUCUUCGCCAUGGAACCCAGCUGCAACGAGGGCCUCUGGUCCCACGUGACCCACAGGACGUGGGUGAUCCAUCACGUGUCGCCAGAGCAAAUCCUGUGCAUGUGGAAAGCUGACGCGGCCGCGGGCAUCUAUGAAAAAGAUGACGCAGGCGCCUGGCUCCCCUCCGCCGCGGCUUUGGACGCCGCCUCCUUUGCCGCGGACUUCGCCACGCGUCCGGAGCCAGAUCUCGAGAGACAGCGGCGGCCAGCCGCGGAGCUCUGCGCGUGCCUGGCCGUGGGGCCCUUGGCCGAAGAGCUGGCGAGGCGCAGCGACAAGAUCAACGCCUCCAGGACCUUCAUGAUGUGGGGACAUCCGAGUCUGUUGGACGACGAAGACUAG
Effrenium voratum is the source of this 4605-nucleotide messenger RNA. Lineage: Eukaryota; Dinophyceae; Suessiales; Symbiodiniaceae. The record is from the annotation of a GenBank genome assembly.